GAGAAUAUUUUUGCAAACCAUAACAAACAACAUGCUACAAGUGCGCGAAAAUGUAAAUUGGUUUAUUCACAACCAAAAAGAAAAUUAAUAUCUACCGGUAUUCUGAUAAAAGUGUACAAUGGCUGGAGAAGUGAAAUUUCAUUUAGCCUCUAUGAUUGAAGAAACGGAUUGGAUACAACUAUUCACCGUGGACCAUCGAAAGGAAAUAAAACAACUCUUUUGUGAUGUACUUCACUACAGAACAAGUGAUCACGUCCACAAACUUUUACGAAACCUGGAUGAUGUGCACAAAGGGAAAGUUGUCAUAGAGAAAGCCCAUGGAAAUGAGACUCGUGUGCAAGCCUUCAUCACCAUUGUCAUCAGAUUGUACUGCCAUUGUAUUGAAAACAUAAAACUGGCCAGAUCAAUGGAAAAGUUUUUACUGCCACUGAAGCCUGACUAUUCCGACAGAAUUGCAGAAGAACUGAAAGUAUUUUUCUUGGAAGUUAUUCAUGAGCAUCAUCCCGGGGCUCAGAAGCUGACUGCAGCUUCAUGUCUUCUACAACAAAGUGACGUAGUACGAACCGCAGCAGAGCAGAACAUGUCAGAAAUUCUAUCAUGGAUACUUAGACAACUUACUGAGGUUCAGAAUUCAAUCUCCUCCAAUGAUAUUGGGAAAGAAAACCUCUCCAACAUCACUGUCAUUGUAAAAGUUGUACUUCAGCUCUUUCUAUCCUGUCCAUCAACCACAUGUGUUCUGGCAUGGAGGAAGAACACGGAGGAUGAAAUCGGACAAACAUUAAAACAGAUAUUACUUCACCUGUUUCAGAUAUUAGACAUAGAGACAUUAACAGCUGAUGUCAAAAUGUUGUCUGGGACAGCCAUUGGGAUAUAUCUGGCAUCUGCUCCAACAUAUGGUUUAUCUGUAGGCACAUUCUGGAUAAUUUUCAGCAACAUAUUUCUAGGUAGCAAAUCUCACGUGUCGUCGUACGAGGAAAUGAUGACAGAAGGAGAGAUAGAGGAACAUUCCUUGCUACAGCUACGACUCGGUGCCAUUGCUAUGGUGAAAGGAAUUUUAGCAUGUGCCAGUGAUGACUGUCUAGCAUUCCAUUCGAAAGACUCUGUGCCAUUUUGUGUUGAAUUGUUUUCGGAAGUGCAUGAAUUUUGUAUGGGCCCACUAUCUUUACGCUACCAUGCUUUUAGUCUCCUGCAAACAUGGUUUACUAAAUUUCUGCAUUUAGUAUCUUCAGAAGCAGUCCAGAGUAAAGAUUUCAUUGAAUCUUGUUUAAUAAAAAAGACUUUAGAUAUUGUGUGGCUUAACUGGGAUAGUCCUGUUGAUGAUGUAUCAGAAUUAGCAUCAGAGUCUUUGAAAUGUUUGUUUGAAGUGUGGGAGGUAGCUCACAAAGAAAAAGACUGGAAGAAUACAGAAGACCCAGAUGACUUUUAUUCUUCUAUCUUUCUGAAGUUAAGGAGUGUUCCUUGGUAUAUCAAGGGCCAAUAUAAAGUGAUGUCAGCCCUGGUGCCCUAUGUAGGGUCACAUUAUAUACUCAGAAAAUACCCAGAGUUACCACAGGAACUCUUAAGAUGUCUGACAACGAACUAUCUGGCUUCCGCUGCCUCUGAUGUGUACAAAACCCUUGUAACCAAUCAAAGGGGCACGGCAGAGAAAGACGAAUUGUUAAAGACCUGGGAUGCAUGCUGGUGGUCCACUCUUCAAUCUGGUUUUCUGAGCGAAAAUGUGCUUCAGAGAAAUAACAUCAACCAGUACUGGAUUCCAUCGACUGCAAAGCUUUCACCCGAGUUAGGCUUUUAUAUUCAGGACAGACUUGUACAGAGGCUGAAAGACUCGGGUACAACGACUGACAGAACAUGGCUACUGUUUGCAUAUUUGUCUCUGUCAAAGGUCAUCAGGGGGACACAAGUUAAUACAUUACAGAACACGGAGUUGAUCCGGGAAGGAAUGUACUCAUGUCAGGAUGAGAUUCGAUCUGAGGCACUGGGUCUGGUGUGCAUGUCGCUAAAGAAAGCAGAACCACUAUCAGAGACAGAGGAUGCUCUUUUGAGAGAAGUUCUGCCAUUGAAUUUGAAAGUGGAGUCGGCUCCGUUUCGUCAGCAUUUGGCGUCUCACCUGAAGAGGCUUCUGGCGCGAGUCAGGGACGGGGCGAUAGCGCUCCUGAAGUCUGGGGACUCCAAUAGGCUGGAUGUGUCUCUGCAGUUUGUGGAAUGGCUGCACACUCUGUGUAUAAACAACCUUGUUCCCGGGGGCUGCUACCAGAGACAUAAAAGCUGUCUAGAAAUACUGUCCAUUCUGUAUGAAACUUUCCAGUACAACGAGAAAGCAAGGCAGAGGAAAUCGUUUACUCCUGAGAGCACCAAGAAAUUGAAUCAAUAUGUGAAGGAGAAGGGAUUAUGGGACUUUUUUGGUUACCAAAGUAAUGUCGCACUAAUCACAUGUUUACUAGAUGGAGCUGAUGAUAUUCAGGAGCUAGCAGGCAGUUUGUUGUUGGAGUAUUAUGCCUGGCCACUAGAUGACAGCACGGGGCCAUCAGGUGACUGCUCUGAUGGCACACUGGAGUGUCACCUGUUUACAGAGGCACUGCGAAUGUGUAACAGCCCCAAACCUUACCAGUGUCGGAGUGGAGCUCUUCUGUGUAAACUUGUGUUUAUAAAAUGUGUAAAGGAGAAUGGAUGGUAUUUCACCGUACAGUCUGGCCAGUGGAAGAGAGGCUUGGCUUCAGCCACAGAAACGAGAAGUCCAGUCCAUGCUUUCCUCCAUCACAUGAUACAAGAAAUCCAGAGACUGCUGGUCCAAUCCCAGAAUGCACCUGUGAAAGCCUCCAAGUCAUCACCUAUCCAUGGUUAUGUGACUGCAGUGACAAGAUGUCUAACAGAAUGUUCAGAACUAUUGCAGCAUAACACAAUUACAAACCUUGCACAACAUUACUUUAGUCUAGUUCAGCUAAACACUCAAAUUAUCCAAACAAUGCUGAACAUCAUGGCCCGAGGCUCCGAGUCCGAGGGCUGUCCAUCCUUUGCAGAAAUUGGCCAGGCACUGGAGAGUUUAAUCCUGGAAAAUGAGGAGGAUUACCGUCAGACCGAGACAAUAUCAGGGGAACAUCAGUAUUUGUUGUCCUGGUGCUGGGUCAAUAUCAAGGAGAGUUGCAUCAGUCUUGGACAGUUGUCCCACAUCCUAAUCAGUUUCGCUGUUGCCUUGGCAACAGAUGUCAAGGUCAUCCGAUCAAUAGGAGAUACUUUUGUAAAAGUUCUGACACAAUGUAGACAUAGGGGUGUCAUAGAAGGAUGCAGGGCAGCCUUCACGGUCUUCUGCUCAGCUCUGUUUGAUUCAAACAACACAGAUUUUGCCAGCAUUCCACAAAGUCUUCUUCUGGAGUCAUUUGAAAGUCUUGAAUCCAAAGCGACAUCCACCUCCACGACCAGGAAGUCCGCUGGUCUGCCAGUGAUAAUCCAGUCAAUCGUUGCCUGUGAACGGCGGAACAAAAAGAAUGAACUGAUGGGGAUAUCUUUGGGUCGAUUAUUCGACAUGGCUGAAUUACCGCUAGAGACGGUCAUAGACGACAGACAUGACCUACCCCAGGUUCAUGCUUUGAACAUCCUCAAGUGUUUGUACGGAGACUCGAGCCUACACGAAGCCCUGAUGCAGUUUAUUGGAAAAGCUGUGAUACUGGUUGUGGAACAGUUUGGGUCUCCAGCGUGGUCAAUUAGAAAUGCUGCUACCAGAUUAUUUAGUGUUUUGAUAACCAGACUCUUUGGACAGAAGAAAAUUGUUGGGGCUCAGGUCUGCAAUACCAAGUCUCUCCCAGAGUUGUCUGCCCAUUAUCCAGAGUUAAUCCCUUAUCUCCUUCAGAGCCUGGAGAGUGCUCUACAAAGGGAGAUAACUGCUAUUGAUGCCUUACAUCCUUCUCUUUUUCCUGUUCUAACAAUUCUUUCAAAUAUGGGAAGACUUGAUCAAAUAGAUGAAUCAAGUGAGGCAUUGCCACUGAGGAGUUUUGUGAAGACUCUGUUGAGAAGCCCUGUGUAUUCUCUAAGACAUUUGUCAUCAGCUGCAUUCGUUGCCUUGGUUCCCAUGGAGAUGACCAGAGAAACCAUUAAAGAACUAAUUUCUGAACUUACACAAUCCACAGACACCAACUUCAUCCAUGGGGCACUGGUUUCCAUGGAGAUAUUGAUAAAAAGUUGUUCUGAAAUACCAGAGGAUGUUACGCAAGCAAUGCUGAAAAUAUAUAACAAUGGAGUCACCUUACCAGACAUUGUGUCAGCUCAGUACAUAAGACUGAUGUGUUGUCUAGCAAAUAAAGAGAAGAAAACUGCCAGAGAUGAAAUACUUAAGUCGGUGACAAAUUAUUGCUCCGGAUCUCGCAGAGAUGAACGAAAGGUGUCAAAGCCACUGACCGAGAAAGCCUGUGUGGAUUGUUUGCUGCAACAUGGAUGUCAUUCAAUCUCUCUAGAGGUGUUGACUAAAGAGCAGGUGGAUGCAGAUGUUAAAUUGUAUGUAAUAGAAAAAUUCAACACUCUAGUCAACGAAAGAAGAACGCCAUGUGCCAUGCCCCCUGAACUGCUUAAGUGUAUACAAGCAGAGAGUUAUCCCCCUUUAAAGAGUGCUCUGAUGUCCUGUGUCGCUGAACUCUACAUGAAAUACAGGUCACUGAACCAGACGGAGGUACAGAUUCUGAAGGGAAUAUGGCAGCAGAACAAAAGUAGAGUGUAUGACAAAGGAAUUUUGGCAUCAGCUGUUCUACAUCUAGGUUGUGUGUAUUUGGAUGCCAGUUUUGCUAAUGAAGACAUGGUAACUAAAGAUGUGUUGAUGAUUUGCGAUGCUAUGUACCAUCUCAGUAUCAGAAGUGAUUGCUGCAAGCUGGCCGUCUGUCAUGGUCUGUUGAUUAUUGGUAAAGGUGUCCUGAGGUUUUGUCAACAACGGAAAGAACAAGCACUAGUUUCCUCAGUCAUAAAGAUGUUUUUCUGUGUGUGGAAUCUUGUGCAGGACAAUGAUUCUGACAUCAGAGUACAGGCCACUCAAUUCACAGCAUCCUUCUCUCAGGAAUUUUAUCAGUAUGCAUCACUGCAGUGCAAUACAUGUUUACAGGAAUGGAUUAAUUACUUCAGUGGUCAUUUCUGGUGGUCAACGCAAGUGGUGAAAGAGUGUUUGCAAAAGUUGUAUCAGCCACACAGCAUUCGUGAGAUAUCGGGGAAGUCACAACAGAGUAAACAGUUGUAUGAAGCAGAAGACAACAGUUUCUUCUCAGAGUCCGUCUUUAAUUCUGCGUAUUUGUUCCAAAUGUUACAGAAAAUGUUGGUACUGAGUGGCGCUAAUGAUGUCACACAUUCCCUGUCACGAGAGGAGAUUCAGGUGGAUGACCUUGUCCAGGAUCUACAGUUUGUGCAAGAACAUCUAAAGAUUUGUGAUACUUCAGUUAUCAGUGAAGUCUGUGAGCCACUUUACUUCAGGACAACCGUAGAGCUACUGUUAAAAGUUAAACUACUCGUAGAGGAGAAGCCAGACUGCUUAAAGGAUGAGGACUUGUCUCAGCUGAGUGAUGGUUACAUCAACAUAGCAACAAACUUGAAGACACCUGUUGCAAGAUUUCUGAAGAAUUCACUUCAUUUAGUGUAGACAAUAUCAAUACAUUAAAUUUUAAAUCUGAAA
This is a messenger RNA of Ostrea edulis (European flat oyster), 5641 nucleotides long. RefSeq names its product thyroid adenoma-associated protein-like. NCBI's taxonomy places the organism in Eukaryota, Metazoa, Mollusca, Bivalvia, Ostreida, Ostreidae. Gene Ontology annotation, biological process: tRNA methylation. The record is from RefSeq and is a predicted model, not a curated record. Gene Ontology annotation, cellular component: cytosol. The transcript is spliced from 34 exons. Bases 119 to 5608 code for a protein of 1829 amino acids.